ACCUCUUAUUGAUAAAAGACAUUCUUAAACACUAACUUUUUAUUCAUCAUGCCUUCGGUCUACUCUAGCCCAUUUCACCAAAUGGAUAACCCGGCCUUAUUUUCGUUACUACAACACACAACACGUAGUGAAAAAAGGUCCAAAAGUAGUAGUGGCACAGGAGGAGGGAUCUUUCGCAUGUUCAAGCUUCUUCCAAUGCUAACAUCUGGUUGCAAAAUGGUGGCAUUGUUAGGGCGGCCCAGAAGGCCGCUCCUAACAGAUCAUGCCACCACUGGAACAUUAUUUGGCCACCGAAGAGGGCGUGUGAGUUUAGCCAUCCAAGAGGACCCACACCGCCCCCCGGUUUUUGUCAUUGAGCUUCCUAUGAGCUCAAGUGCGUUUCAAAAAGAAAUGGCGUCGGAUAUAGUUAGGUUAUCACUAGAAAGCGAGACAAGAAGUCAUAAAAAGAAGGUGUUGGAAGAGUUUGUGUGGGCGGUUUAUUGUAAUGGAAAGAAAUACGGGUACUCGAUAAGAAGGAAGCAAAUGACGGAUGACGAGCUACACGUUAUGCAAUCGUUACGAGGGGUAUCAAUGGGAGCAGGGGUUCUUCCGGGGCUAUCUGAAAAGGAUUCGGCUUUUGAUGGAGAGCUAACUUAUAUGAGAGCAAGGUUUGAAAGAGUGGCUGGAAGUAAGGAUUCUGAAUCUUUUCAUAUGAUCAAUCCUGAAGGUGCUGAAAAUGACCAGGAAUUGAGCAUUUUCUUUGUAAGAGUACAUUGAUCGAUAACAAGGAAAGAGAUUGGGAAAGAAAAAAAAAAUGUAUAUUAGGGAUUUAUAUAUAAGCUAGUUUACAUACAUAUAUAUUAACGGGUGGAUUUGAGUGGCGACAUCUUAUUUAUAUUGUUUUCAUCCCAAGAUAUAUUAGACAUUUUAUAGUACUUGUGCAAAUAUUUUUGGCUACGAUUUAUAUAAGAUCACAGCUUUUUUUUUAA
Erigeron canadensis is the source of this 968-nucleotide messenger RNA. RefSeq names its product protein MIZU-KUSSEI 1-like. The transcript has a single exon. Lineage: Eukaryota; Viridiplantae; Streptophyta; Magnoliopsida; Asterales; Asteraceae. Gene Ontology annotation, biological process: hydrotropism. The coding region runs from base 49 to 756 and encodes 235 amino acids. The record is from RefSeq and is a predicted model, not a curated record.